Messenger RNA from Aspergillus melleus, 345 nucleotides. RefSeq lists its product as uncharacterized. The transcript has a single exon. Bases 1 to 345 code for a protein of 114 amino acids. The record is from RefSeq and is a predicted model, not a curated record. NCBI's taxonomy places the organism in Eukaryota, Fungi, Ascomycota, Eurotiomycetes, Eurotiales, Aspergillaceae.
AUGACGCCAUCCAGUUUCAUUCCAUCCACAUAUGUACAACUACAUGCACACAACUACACCCCCAACUCGGCAUCUCCAUCCGUCCACCCGGAGUCCCUCCGAGCCAAAACAAUGCAAAACCCAUAUGAUAUAUACACAAAGCACGCUCAUGCAUCUGCAUCUGCACCAACGGAGCAACUCAAUCCCACCCAGCUACGGCCCCCUCUGAAGCCGUGCGUUUCUUCCCGAUUAGGCCCGGACCAAGUGCCGUUCCAACUGCAACCCGGGACAACAACAUCAAUGCCGAAGCCAUUAAUUUAUUUCCGUCGUUGCUCGCGCGCCGUGACCCACCGUUUUUGCUGCUGA